Messenger RNA from Mandrillus leucophaeus (drill), 3039 nucleotides. RefSeq names its product C1q and tumor necrosis factor related protein 1 (gene C1QTNF1). Lineage: Eukaryota; Metazoa; Chordata; Mammalia; Primates; Cercopithecidae. Gene Ontology annotation, molecular function: protein binding. The record is from RefSeq and is a predicted model, not a curated record. The transcript has 4 exons. The coding region runs from base 163 to 1305 and encodes 380 amino acids.
UCAAUAAGCAACCCGGGAUGUAGGUUUUGCCAAGCCUCAGAUAUGUAUGCCAAGAACACAAGCAACUCCUGAUCUUCUAAGCCUAGCGGAGGCCGCAUCUCUAGUUGGUUAAGUAGUGUUGACUUCAUAUCCUCGUUGUGCGUGUCCUCUGAGUUCCCCCGGAUGCUGGAGGCCUGGCAGCCUUUCUCCCUGUACUCACAGGAGGGGUUGGCGUACCCAGUCAGGGCCUCUGUGGAGUGGCUGUUGGGUGCCUCACCUGCCCAGAGGCCUCUCCUUCUGUUCUCAUCUCCAUUCGUCCUCAGCUCUACCCGAGUGCUGGCCUUGCCCAGCCUGGAGCAAGGCAGCGGGCAUCAAGCUUGCACCAUCUUCUUCCUCUUCCUUUUGAUUCUUUUCAUCUGUCCAGUUGUUGGUGCAGCAGAUGGGAGGACACUCCAGGCAGGCAAAGGGCCCAGGAGGAAGAUGGGCUCCCGUGGACAGGGACUCUUGCUGGCGUACUGCCUGCUCCUGGCCUUUGCCUCUGGCCCGGUCCUGAGCCGUGUGCCCCAUGUCCAGGGGGAACAGCAGGAGUGGGAGGGGACUGAGGAGCUGCCCUCCCCGCCGGACCAUGCUGAGAGGGCUGAAGAACAACAUGAAAAAUACAGGCCCAGCCAGGACGAGGGGCUCCCUGUUUCCCGGUGCUUGCGCUGCUGCGACCCCGGUACCUCCAUGUACCCGGCGACCGCCGUGCCCCAGAUCAACAUCACUAUCUUAAAAGGUGAGAAGGGUGACCGCGGAGAUCGAGGCCUCCAAGGGAAAUACGGCAAAACAGGUUCAGCAGGGGCCAGGGGCCACACUGGACCCAAAGGGCAGAAGGGCUCCAUGGGGGCCCCCGGGGAGCGGUGCAAAAGCCACUACGCCGCCUUCUCGGUGGGCCGGAAGAAGCCCAUGCACAGCAACCACUACUACCAGACGGUGAUCUUCGACACGGAGUUCGUGAACCUCUACAGCCACUUCAACAUGUUCACUGGCAAGUUCUACUGCUACGUGCCCGGCAUCUACUUCUUUAGCCUCAACGUGCACACCUGGAACCAGAAGGAGACGUACCUGCACAUCAUGAAGAACGAGGAGGAGGUGGUGAUCUUGUUCGCGCAGGUGGGCGACCGCAGCAUCAUGCAAAGCCAGAGCCUGAUGCUGGAGCUGCAGGAGCAGGACCAGGUGUGGGUGCGUCUCUACAAGGGCGAGCGCGAGAACGCCAUCUUCAGCGAGGAGCUGGACACCUACAUCACCUUCAGUGGCUACCUGGUCAAGCACGCCACCGAACCCUAGCUGGCCGGCCACCUCCUUUCCUCUCGCCACCUUCCACCCCUGCUCUGUGCGGACCCCAGGGCUCGGCACCAGGCUGACCCCACCGCCUCUUCCCCCAUCCCUGGAUUCCGCCUCCCUGGCUUUGGCCAAUUCAGUGAGAUGCCCUGCACGCACGGAAAGCCAAAGCAACCGGUGCUCCCAGAUGCUGCAGCCUCUGGCGAGAGCUGACGGCAGAUAAAAUCACCAGGGCGGGGGGCCCGCGAGAACCCUCAGGGACCUUCCGUUGCCCUCUCGGCACACAUUCUCAAGUGGAGCCCGCACAGCGAGAUGCAGAGAUGCGGGUGGCGGCAGGGCAUCCCAGGGUGCAGCCCCGGGGCUCCAGUCCUUGGAAAUAAUUAGGCAAAUUCUAAAGGUCUCAAAAGGAGCAAAGUAAACCGUGGAGGACAAAGAAAAGCGUUGUUAUUUUUGUCUUUCCAGCCAGCCUGCUGGCUCCCAAGAGAAGGACUUUUUCAGUUGAGACUCCGCUUAAGAGAAGAUCCAAAGUUAAAGCCCUGGGGUCAGGGGAGGGGCUGGGGGCAGGAAACUACCUCUGGCUUCAUUCUUUUAAGCCAUGUGGGAAUUUUCUUGAGGGACAGGUGGACCCUGACAUCCCUGUGGCCUUGCCCAAGGGCUCAGCUGGUCUUUCUGAGUCACAGCUGCGGGGUGCUUGGGGCUGGGACCGCAAGUGUCAGCCUCCCAGAGGGACAGCUGAGCCCCCUGCCUUGGCUCCAGGCUGGUAGAAGCAACCAAAGGGCUCCUGACAGCGGCCAGGGACCCCUGAGUCCCCCAGGCCUGCAGAUGUUUCUAUGAGGGGCAGAGCUCCUGGUACAUCCAUGUGUGACUCUGCUCCACCCCCAUGCCACCCCAGAGCCCGGGGGGGGGUCUCCAUGACUGCCACCCUGGCAUCUACUCUCUGUUUUGCCUGCCACACGAGUCAGCCCCAGAAGGCCCUGGGGCCUUGGCUUCUGUUCUUUAUAAAACACUUCACGCAGCACUGCAGUCUCCCGUCUCCUCGUGGGCUAAGCAUCCCCAUUUCCACAUGUGUUGUGUUGGUUGGCAGUGAGGCUGAUCCAGACCCCUUCCGCCCCCACCACCCUCAUCCAGGUCUCUGACCAGUAGCCUGAGAGGGGCUUUUUCUAGGCUUCAGAGCAGGGGAGAGCUGGAAGGGGUUGGAAAGCUCACGCUUGCCUGUUUCUUCAGACUCUGUGAGCCUCAGUCCUGAGACCAGAGUCAAGAGGAAGUGCAUGUCCCAACCACCUGGGUCAGGAUUCUCUCUCAGGAGCUGGGUGGCAGGGGAGGCAAUAGCCCCUGCGCCAAUUUCAGGACCACCUGCAGCAGGGCUGCGGUGUCUCUGCGGUGCUCUGGCCCUACCCAUGGCCGCCACGUUCUCUGAUCUCCAGGAACCCCACAACCCCUCUCCACCUCAUCCCACGUUGAUGCCCAGGGUCAUUCUUGCUACUUGCUGGGCCCCCAAAGCUCCACUGCCGCUCUUCCUUCCCCCAUCCCACACCUGGUUUUGACUAAUCCUGCUUCCCUCUCUGGGCCUGCCUGCCGGGAUCUGGGGUCCCUAAGUGUCUCUCUUUAAAGAACUUCCGCGGGUCAGACUCUGAAAGCCGAGUUCCUGUGGGCGUGCCCAGAAGCAGAGCGCCACACUUGCUGCUUAAGCUCCCCCAGCUCUUUCCAGAAAACAUUAAACUCAGAAUUGUGUUUUAAGCA